GGAAUAGCCGUUGUAACAGGUGUGAGCUGAUAUUUCAUUGUGAUUUUGAUUUGCAUUGCUCUGAUAAUUAGUGAUGUUGAACAUCUUUUCAUGUGCCUGUUGGCCCUCUGUAUGCCUUCUUUGGAAAAAUGUCUAUUCAGAUUCUCUUGCCCAUUUUUUAAUUGGGUUGUCUGGCUUUUGUUGUUGUUACUGAAUAGUGUGAGUUCUUUAUAUAUUUUGGAUAUGUGGAUAUUAAAGCCUAAUCAGAUAAGUGCUUUGCAGGAGCCCCAGGUGGCUCAGGUGGUUAAGUGUCAGACUUGAUUUCAGCUCAGGUCUUGAUCUUAGGGUCAUGAGUUCAAGCCCUGCCUGGGGCUCCAUGUUGGGAGUGGAGUCUACUUAAAAAAAAAAAAAAAAGAAAAACAAAAAAAGGUAAGUAAUUUGCAAAUAUCCUCUUUCACUGAAUAGGUUGCCUUUUUGUUUUGUUGGUUUCCUUCACACUGCUGAAGCUUUUUAGUUUGUUGCAGUCCCAUUUGUUUAUUUUUGCUUUUGUUUACCUUGCAUUUGGGGUCAGAUCCAAAAUUAAAAACAAAUCACUGAGACCAAUGUCAAAGAGCUUGUCACCUUUUCUUCUCGGAAUUUCAUCCAAGUCUUUAAUCCAUUUUGAGUUAAUUUUUGUGUAUGGUGUAAGAUGGUGGCUUAGUUUCAUUCGUUUGCAUGUAGCUGUCCAGUUUUCCCAACACCAUUCAUUGAAGAGACUGUCCUUUCCACAUUGUAUAGUCUUGGUUCCUUUGUCCUAAAUUAAUUAACCAUAUAUGUGUGGGUUCAUUUCUGGGUUCUCUAUUCCAUUCCUUUGAUCGAUGUGCCUUUUUCACGCGAUUACCUAUUGUUUUGAUUACUAUAGCUUUGUGGCACAGGGAGGAGAUUCUUACAACUCGGAAAGGUGGGGGAAACUGCUUCCCUAUAACCUCCCCACCUCUGGCACAGCUUUUGGGGUUUGCAGACCUGGAAGCCUUGCAGGGUACCCAUGUGGCCGGCAGGUGGUGCCACCUUACCACAAGCGGCAGAGUGAGAGCAUUCCCCCCUAGGGAGAAGUGAGGCUCCAGAAAAAGCGGGUCGAUAGGUACUGGGGCCACCGAGCCACCGCUUAUCCUGGGCCGAGCGGCGCGCACAAGUAGAGGAGAGUGGCGCGGCCGCUGUCCCGGCUUUUCAGGCAAAUGGGCAGCUUAAGCCCUUCCUAGUCGGUUUUUCGCGCUCCGGAGGCAGCCCUCUCCGCACGAGCUUUGGGCACUGCGGGAGCUUGCAAUGCAGAGCAGCGAAAACGGACCGCCUAGCGCCCCAGGAUAUUAGCCCAACACUGCCUACCCAGGUGCGGGCAUCUACUACCGAGGCCCCUCAGGGAGUACCAGACCCACAGACGGCCCCUUUUCAUUGGCAGCCAGUCUGAGGGCUCCGCCCCCUUUCGUACAGUUCUCAUCUGUGACUGGCUCUCGGGCUCUAGCUGGCCACACCUCCUCCCCUCGCACAUACACAAGAGUCACGCGCCUUUCAGUUGGAAACUUGGCGUGCUGAGGGGGACGGUGGCCUUCACUGCCCCACCCACUUACCUUGUCAUUGGUCCGCGGCUCCCCUCAUGGCCACGCCCCCAUUCCUGCCCCCUGGCUGGGAGGGCAGGCACCCGCUCGUGAUUGGCUGCCCUGCCUGCCUCUCGCGGGAGCCGCUGGCGUUUCCCCCUCCCUUCUCCCCCUCCCUCGAGUGUCCAGGUUCCUCCGCUAGCCCAGGCCGAGUCAGUGUCAGUCAGGGAGCCGGACUGCCGAACGGUGUGUGCGGACGCUCCGCUGCAAUCUCGCCCAGGGGCCGGUGCCUGCGCUCGCGCCGCCGGGUGGGAAGGAUGAAGCCGCAGCUGGAGCAGCCACCCUAUGAUUGGCUGUGGCGCUUGUGAACCCGAAGUAAAGAUGGCGGGCGGGCAGGCAGCCGCCGCACUGCCCACUUGGAAGAUGGCGGCGCGCCGCAGCCUCAGCGCCCGCGGCCGGGGGGUCCUGCAGGCGGCGGCCGGGCGGCUGCUGCCGCUGCUACUGCUGAGCUGCUGCUGCGGCGCGGGCGGCUGCGCAGCAGCGGGCGAGAACGAGGAGACGGUGAUCAUCGGCUUGCGGCUGGAGGACACGAACGACGUGUCGUUCAUGGAAGGGGGGGCGCUGCGAGUGAGCGAGCGGACCCGGGUCAAGCUGCGGGUGUACGGGCAGAACAUCAACAACGAGACGUGGUCCCGCAUCGCCUUCACCGAGCACGAGCGGCGGCGCCACAGCCCGGGCGAGCGCGGGCUGGGGGGUCCCGCGCCGCCAGAGCCGGACAGCGGCCCCCAGCGCUGCGGCAUCCGCACCUCAGAUAUCAUCAUCUUGCCCCACAUCAUUCUCAACCGCCGUACAUCGGGCAUCAUUGAGAUCGAGAUCAAACCGCUGCGCAAGAUGGAGAAGAGCAAGUCCUAUUACCUGUGCACAUCGCUCUCCACGCCAGCCCUGGGCGCCGGCGGCCCGGGGUCCGCAAGUGGCGCCGUCGGGGCCAAGGGCGGCUCCGGGGUGGCCGGGCUCCCGCCGCCCCCGUGGGCCGAGACCACCUGGAUUUAUCACGACGGCGAGGACACCAAGAUGAUAGUGGGCGAGGAGAAGAAGUUUCUGCUGCCCUUCUGGCUGCAGGUGAUCUUCAUUUCGCUGCUCCUGUGCUUGUCGGGCAUGUUCAGCGGCCUCAACCUGGGGCUGAUGGCCCUGGACCCGAUGGAGCUGCGCAUCGUGCAGAACUGCGGCACCGAGAAGGAGAAGAAUUACGCCAAGCGCAUCGAGCCCGUGCGCAGGCAGGGCAACUACCUGCUGUGCUCACUGCUGCUGGGCAACGUGCUGGUCAACACCACGCUCACGAUCCUGCUCGACGACAUCGCCGGCUCCGGCCUCGUGGCGGUGGUGGUCUCCACCAUCGGCAUCGUCAUCUUCGGGGAAAUCGUGCCCCAGGCCAUCUGCUCCCGGCACGGCCUGGCUGUAGGGGCCAACACCAUCUUCCUCACCAAGUUUUUCAUGAUGAUGACCUUCCCCGCUUCUUACCCGGUUAGCAAGCUGCUGGACUGCGUCCUGGGCCAGGAGAUAGGUACUGUCUAUAACCGGGAAAAACUGCUGGAGAUGCUCCGGGUCACCGACCCCUACAACGACCUCGUUAAGGAGGAGCUGAACAUCAUCCAAGGGGCGCUGGAGCUCCGCACCAAGACAGUGGAGGACGUGAUGACUCCGCUCCGGGACUGCUUCAUGAUCACCGGCGAAGCCAUUCUGGACUUCAACACCAUGUCGGAGAUCAUGGAGAGCGGCUACACUCGUAUUCCAGUGUUUGAGGGGGAGCGCUCCAACAUCGUGGACCUCCUCUUUGUCAAAGACUUGGCCUUCGUGGAUCCAGAUGACUGUACUCCCCUGAAAACCAUCACUAAAUUUUAUAACCACCCCUUGCACUUUGUUUUCAAUGACACCAAGUUGGACGCUAUGCUGGAAGAAUUUAAGAAAGGUAAAUCUCACCUGGCUAUUGUGCAGCGAGUAAACAAUGAGGGAGAAGGGGACCCAUUUUAUGAAGUUCUGGGAAUUGUCACAUUAGAAGAUGUGAUUGAAGAAAUCAUCAAAUCUGAGAUUCUAGAUGAAACAGAUUUAUACACUGAUAACAGAACGAAAAAGAAAGUGGCCCAUCGUGAAAGAAAGCAAGAUUUUUCUGCCUUCAAGCAGACAGACAGCGAGAUGAAGGUUAAAAUAUCACCACAGCUUCUCUUGGCCAUGCACCGUUUCCUAGCAACAGAAGUAGAAGCAUUUAGCCCAUCCCAGAUGUCAGAGAAGAUCCUUCUAAGGCUGCUAAAGCACCCCAAUGUCAUCCAGGAACUGAAGUAUGAUGAGAAGAACAAGAAAGCCCCAGAAUACUACCUCUACCAGCGAAACAAACCUGUAGACUACUUCGUUCUCAUUUUGCAGGGGAAGGUGGAAGUGGAAGCUGGGAAAGAAGGUAUGAAGUUCGAAGCCAGUGCUUUCUCCUACUAUGGUGUGAUGGCCCUCACAGCCUCUCCAGUUCCUUUGUCCCUGUCUCGUACCUUUGUUGUCAGCAGAACAGAGUUGUUAGCAGCAGGUUCUCCAGGUGAAAACAAGUCGCCGCCUCGCCCAUGUGGCUUGAAUCACUCAGACUCUCUCAGCCGAAGUGACCGGAUUGACGCGAUAACGCCGACACUGGGGAGCAGCAAUAAUCAGCUCAAUUCUUCGUUCCUUCAAGUCUACAUCCCCGACUACUCCGUGCGAGCCCUUUCUGACCUUCAGUUUGUUAAGAUCUCAAGACAGCAAUACCAAAAUGCCUUGAUGGCAUCCCGGAUGGACAAAACUCCUCAGUCUUCAGACAGUGAAAACACUAAAAUUGAAUUGACUCUUACGGAGCUGCACGACGGGUUGCCAGACGAGACAGCCAACCUGCUCAAUGAACAGAACUGUGUGACACACAACAAGGCCAAUCACAGCCUGCACAGCGAAGGUGCCAUCUAGGGCGCCCCCCCACCAACCCUCGCCCCCCACUCCCGAGGCCUCAGGCCAGCUGACCGUGAAUCCCAUUAGCGUGAGCUUGUGUGCCGUGCUGCGUCCUGCAACAUCCUGAGACCAAAGACUUUGUUCCCUUCCUGGAAGCAGCAGAGGAGGACGGUGAGGGUGGACUGGAGACCAGAGGUGUGAGAUCGACAGCUAGGGCAUGGCAUCCGAGAUGGUGGAGACGAGCCUCUUCCACCCAAAUAGAAUCAUGUUUAUUUUUUCAGUUGUACCUUUUAUUCCUUAUUCACUCUCCUCCUUCCUCAAUUUGCAUGAAGUUGAAAAUUGUUGCGGUUUAUUAUUUUUUUGUCCCCCAAGAGAUCAUGUUUUUAAAAAGUGUCUUUUGCAGAGUUUUACGUUGUUGUGUCUGAACUCUGCUGUGACUCCAUGAUGUGACCCGCACAGAACGGACUUGCUCCUCGGCCCUCGUAGGGAGGGGUGCGCUUCCUCUGCGCCCAGCGGGUGUCGCUGUGGAACUUGAAGGAUGAAUGAAGAAAGCGGUCGAUGCCAACCCGCCACGUCUGUCCCACUGUGGGGUGGAGUCUGCACGGGGGGGCCUGCAGCCGCCUCUGUGAGCUCAGUGUUGUUUUAAGUUAAUGUUUAACCGUGUCCCUUCCCCUCAGAAAGGUUUAACAUUUGCUUGGAAUGUGAUUUUGCUCCUACUCUAAGGAAUUUUUAUCACCAAAAUGAAUGUUAAUGAAUUUUAAACCCAUGGUUUAUCAUUGGCAAGAGGCAAGGUGACUUCACCCCGACAUUCCUACAGCCUGGAUUCUCCGGCCCAGCCAGGCCUUCUCCCCAGCUUACCGAGCGCCGUCACCCACCUCCCCGUCCUUGCUCUUGUUAACCCAGGAUGCUGCUACACAGAUGCCAAAUGGAAAUCUUCCACAGGGCUUUUGAGUAAUCACGUGGUGUGGAGUUCAAGCUCCUCCCCUUCCCACCGGGACCUCUGUCAUGGUCAGAAAAGGAGUCGGCUUCCAGCCAUGCCUUGAGGGCACUUCUAGACCCGUGGGUUUAAAGGAGGGAACUUCGGGGUCUGCCAGCCCCCACCCCUGCUCCCAGGGAGCCAGCUGCCCCUCUUCCCCCUCUGUCCCUGGGCCCCUGGCGGGCCGGGCAGUGGCCGUGUCCCUCGCCUGAGGACCUCGGUGCCUCCCGCCUCAGAUGCGGCCCACAACAGAGAGGCUGCCUGUACGGCCAGGGCUGCCUGUACGGCGUGGCCCCCAACAGGGAUUCAGAAACCAAAUGUGUGUUGCGGCCGUUUCAUGUGUGCGUCCGCCGCCUUUUAAUGCCAAAUUCAUCACGUGUAGUGAAAUUAAUGUCAGGAGGUAUUUCUUGAGUGACUGAAUUCUUGCCUAUCUUAUCUGUUUUAAGUGUUACCCGAGGGAUGUGUGCAUUUUGGUGGCAACGCUCGUACACUGAGUUGAAUCCAUACUGACGGCAGUGCUCGUGUAGAGCUGCCACUCCGUGCUGCCUCUAGUCACUAGCCAAGAAGAUAGCGUUUUGUCCGCGGGGUCUCACUGAACGAAGGGAAGCCCCGGGCCAAGCGGCGGUUUCCUUCUCCCUCCUCAAGGUAGGAGCGCGCCCCCCAGGUUGGGCUCUGGGGAGGGUGGGAGCUGUGGUUGUGCAAUAACCGGCCACCUGCUGGGCUUGCCUCCUGGUGAGCGGUUUGGGGCUCUAGGGUCAUAUGCGCAUUUCCCGCAGUAUUUCCUCUGGGACGUCGGUCCUGCAGUGUCUUCCUCAUCAGGUGCCAUGCCCCUCAGUGAGGCAAGUACUAGCCUCAACUGGCAGAGGUCACGGCGGCGGGGGGGGAGGCCUGCGAAGGGGCUAAGCGGCCCGCUGCUGGCACCAAACCUACUACCACGGGAUGGAGCCCCCACUUUGUCUUAAUGUGAGUGGGGCCCUGCACUGUCAGUGUCCCCUUUUAUAAACAGACCCAUCCAAGUUAAAAGGUCUCCAUUUCUUAAGACGCAUGUGGCUAAACACAACCCCAGUGUGGUGGGGGAACUGGGACUGUCCGUGGGGUGCGCAGAAAUGAGAGUUCCCUCUAAGGAAGUAAAACCUGGGUCUUGCACGGGGGGGUGGGGGUGACCCCCCAACAACCACGCCGUCCAUCCUCUGGGCCCAGACUGCGCUUGUCUUCCUGGUAGUUUGGUGGAGCCUGGCCUGCCACGCCAUGGCUCCUCUGGCUUUCAGGAUCUCUGCCCCCUCAGUCUCUGCCGACUGAUCUGCUUUGCCACACGUGGCCCGUCUCAGGGUGCCUUGCUACUGGAAGGAGCUCCUGGAAUCUGAGUUAAUGUGUUGGAUCUUUUUCAGAGCCCCACUGUUCCUCUGUGAACCCGAAAGCUCCGUGAGAGUCCGGGGAACAGAGAAGGGAGUCCAGCUGCCAGCUCCUUGACUUCAGAGAGAAACAGAACUUCUCAACACCGUCAUACCUGCUCAGUGUGGUGGCUGUUUGAAAAGUCCUCUGUAAAGUGCUGGCAGGGGUGGCUUUGCAGUGGGGGCUUCUAUCAGAUGAAAUUUUAGCCUCCCAAGUUUGCACUUAUUUUCUGUAAGCCACUCUUUACCUUUGAUUAUUCCCAUUAUUCUGUAACAACAGGGAAUCCAAAAUAAUUCCUGGCUCUAGUUCCAUCUGCUUUGGGGAAAAGCUCAAGACCCUUCCAGUAACACUCAGUGUCAUGAGCGAUCAGAUUCCUCUUCCAGGCCCCACUUUGCCUCUGGAAACUAACUUUAGGCUGUUGAAGGAGAAAUGCUGGCUCAUUGCUUCUCUGGGCAGUGGAAUGAUUUUAGCUUAGAAGUUCUAUGCAGUUACAUCUAUAAAGUCAACGAGUCUGGCAGAGAAAGCCCAUCAAAUAUUUGAGAUCCCCACGUGCAGUAGUCAGUUCUUAGCACCACCAGUAGACCAUCUUUUACUGGGGCUGCUGGCUUUGUAAGCGUGGAAGAGAGUGGGCUGUGGAGCAGACACAGGUCCUGGUGUCCUCAAUGCUGCUGGAGCUCUCGUUGUCAGACCAAGGGCCUCUCCCUAGUGGCUUCCGUGGCCCCUGCUUUGGGCCCUGGCUCUGUGGGACCAGACAGGGCCUCCUCCUGCUCUGAGCCACUGUAGCAUCUCAAAUGUUCCAUCUAAAACUGGAUCCCUAGUAUCCAGAUGUUCCCAAGACGGUCUGCUUUGGCUUUAUACAUGAGGGGUGUGUGUGUGUGUGUGUACGCAUUUCCUACUGCCUUACACGUUCUUUCCCUUUAUUUCUCUCUGUUCUACAUUCAUCAGGCGAGUCUAAAAUUAUAUAUCUAAAUUUUCAGGAAAACAUAAUGUUAAGAUUCGCACAUGGAUACUGGGAUGCUAGUCAACUAGUUUAAGCCUUGGUUCUUACAUAAUUUACAUUUCAAAGGGCAUUCUACUUUGUCCUUCCCUCCUUCCUCACCUCACUUAACAGGAGAGAGCUCAGUGCCCAUGCUGACAUGAUUGGCUUCUCCAAGUGGGAGGAAAUAAGGCAUCUUGCUAUUAUCUGACGUUACUUUAAGGAACGUCUGUGCAAAGGCUGAAUGCAGAACUUCACACUAGUAUGGAACAUUAACUGUGAAUAUAUUUACCUGUGCUAUCCCCAGUACCAUACGACUAAAGGACCAGCUUUUCCAAGUCGAGGAAAAUAGUGGUAGAUACAAGUAGGAUUGCAUUUUAUCUAGGAAUUGAAGUAACAGGAAUUGGGGCUAUGCGGGGACUGUGAACUUCUGCCUUCAAAUUCUCUCGGGUUGUGGAGCAGACCUAAGUAAGGCCCUGGCUGAUUGAGCCUUUGUCCUGGCUGGUCAGAAAUAAGAACAAACCCCAAUCCUGAAAACCAGCCAGGGAUCUGUGGCCCUUUUCAUCUUUCCUGGCCCAGGAGCCCAAGAUUCCUGCAGGGUUUCCCAGGGGUGCUCCCCAACAAAAGACCCCUGGGCUGGCAAAGGAAGGGUGCUUACCAAACAAGAAGCUUCCAGGGAGGAUUGGCUUGGCACACAUCACAUGACCCAAGUUCUCUGGUGCCAUGGGCAGCGGGAACAACUUCCCUGUCAACUUUUGACCCCAGGACAGAGUUUUCUUGCGGGCGGGGGUGGGGGGGGUGGGGGUUGACUGAGCUGGCAGUUCAAGGUGCAGAGGCUUCUGGGGUACAAGUGCUCCAUUUCUCAGGAUGCAGUUCCUGGGUCAGGCUUGGUUCUACUCUAGGCUCCAGUCUGGUGGUGCUUCUGUCCAGCAAGGAAGGACAUCUGGGUGAGUUACAGGUUAAUCCAGACGUAGGAGAGAUUUGGGGAACUCAGUAGGUACGUGGUUUAGGGUGAUUCAGAAACUUUCCGAUGUAAAUUUAUCAAGGAGCAACGUACUCAGUGGAUUUUUAUUAUCUCAGGGCCAUUUACAAAUCUUUAUCUUUUCGUAUUUCUUUUGUAUUCAAGUGGGCUGAUAAGAGAGAUGAGUUCAGAGAACUCUAAAAUGAGGUUCCUUUGCCUCAUUUGAGGGUGAGUGGUGCACCUUUGCCAAGCCUGCUGAUGUCACUGUCCCUCAAGGCUGCGGCAGUGGACCUUUUUCCUCUACCACCUGCAGACAUUCUCCCUGCAGUGAAUGCUUACUUGCUGGUUUUCCUUCUGCCGUGUCUGAAGGCUCCAGGGCCCCUGGUCAGCCCUAGGGACGGAAGGAGAUGACGGGAAUUCACAGCAACUGCAGAGCUUGGAACUUUUCUCGUGCCAUCUUGGGCCAGGGACUUUCUUGGCUUCUUAGACCUUUGUGGUUGGCUCAGCUUUCUGUCUGCAUAUGCUAGAGCCACCGACAUAAUUUCACUAGAACCGUUGUAAAUAUCCUUUGAUGGGAAAUACCAGGCUGUACUUGAAGCAACACAGGAACAAAGGUUCUAGUAGCAAGAGAGUAAAGUUCUAGGAAUCUGUAUACCAAGGUUUUUAUGUACACAGCUCCAACACAUACUAUCAGAAAGACUUGAAUGAGUACACGUCUUUGAGUUUGAAUACCCGUUGGGGUAUUAAACAUACACUGGAAGAAUGACUUGCCUCACUUGGCAGGGGAUCUUCUGGCAUUUACCCCCAUCUGACCAAUAUGGAGUCACUUGGGAAGUGAUUCUUUUGGGGCCAGAUUCUUCUUCAGGUUCACCCUGGAGAGAAUUAUUACAUGGACCUGGUGGGGCUUGGCUGCCUUCCCUUUGUGUUGGAGGCCCAGGCCCCUUGGUAUACACAGCUGGUCUCAGGCUCCCAGAGCAGAAGGGAGUGGGAAAGAAUAAGGCAUCAGGACUUUGAUUCCCCAGAGAGCCCCAUCCUAGCUUCUGAUUCAUGAUUCCAUGUCUGGAGUCUACUGUGAAGGUGGAGUAUAUCAGUCCAUUGACUUCUCUUGUUUCUGGAGUCCUUUAAAUCUACAAAUGUAUAUGCUUUAUUUUAUAUUAUUAUUUAUUAUGUACAUAUGCCUCAACUGUUAGUACAUUGUCUGUGACUAAGACAUUUCCUAGAGCCCCUCAUCCAUGGAGCCUAGGGUUCUGUUGUCCCUUAAAGUGGGUGAGAAGGCAGUGGUUUUGUUUGUUUUUGUCAUAAAGAGGUUGCUGCUCUUAACAUUGACCCUAGCAUCCUGGCCCCUUUCAUCCGGCCCACCACUACUCCUGAUGGACUAAUGUUUGGGAUGAUGAUGGAGGCAGGGCUCCCAAGUACCUCCAUGAAAUACUUGAGGUUCUGGUGACUGGGUCUAUUCUGUAUGCAAUUGAUGGUAUGUAGCAUGGCUGUGAGACCAGAGUGUCCCUCCUCACUCCCACCCUCCCAAGCCAGGUUGGCAAACUGGCCAUUUCCCACCUUGGAUUGCAGAAUCCAUCUCUCUGGACCAUGGAAGCUGCCUGCCCAUCUGGGCUUCUAAUAUGCCUUUUCUUGGUUUUGAGGCCCAAUGCCAGUAUUGCCUUGGCCCUCAAAUAAGACCCUGCUUUGUGUCUGAUUUUCACCCUCCUCAGCCUUUACUGUGUCAUAGUGUACAUUUCAUGCUUUUCAGCAGUGAAGUUUUCCAAGCACAGUAUUGAGAGCUGUGUACAUAAACCUAAAGAAGCACAAAUGACAUGUAUAGGUUUCAUGAGCUGAUUGUCAUAAUGAAUGCAUUUUAUAAUUCAAAUGAUGUUGUAGAUUUACAAUCUCUCCUAUUUAUUUUGUACCAAUUUAUUUGUAAAUUUUGUGAUUGUUUUAAAAGGUUUUUGUUCCAUUUCUAUUAUUCUAUUUAGAUAAAUGAUGAUUUUCUGUUCACCCUUCCA
Leopardus geoffroyi (Geoffroy's cat) is the source of this 10807-nucleotide messenger RNA. It is a transcript of the gene CNNM2, whose product is annotated as cyclin and CBS domain divalent metal cation transport mediator 2. Gene Ontology annotation, cellular component: plasma membrane. The record is from RefSeq and is a predicted model, not a curated record. The transcript is spliced from 8 exons. Gene Ontology annotation, biological process: transport; magnesium ion homeostasis. Gene Ontology annotation, molecular function: magnesium ion transmembrane transporter activity. NCBI's taxonomy places the organism in Eukaryota, Metazoa, Chordata, Mammalia, Carnivora, Felidae. The coding region runs from base 1896 to 4523 and encodes 875 amino acids.